GUAUGGCUAGCUCAACAUCCCUCUCCAUUUCAUCAACAUCGUCAGCAUCAUUGUCAACCACAUCACUAACUACGAUGGCACCGACACGCCAAGUCAUGCACCACCACCAGCCCCUUUCCAACAGUCACAGUCACAGCAACAGCCAUAGCCACAUCAACCCAAACGUCUAUAUCCAUAAUCACAAAGUAGUUAGCGUUGACUACCAGGCACCACCAGCCUCUCACAUACACACCUGAUGCAUGUCAAGCACGUGUCAAGCACCCCUCGCAUCCCUCUGCACUAUUUUGCUUUCGUUUUGUGUGUGUUUUCUGCUUUUUGUACUGUCGGGUGUCGGUUGUCGGGAUUCCUGUCUAUCGAGUGUUGGCUUCAUUAAUCAGGCCGCUGCCUCC
This is a messenger RNA of Drosophila grimshawi, 389 nucleotides long. RefSeq names its product protein Teyrha-meyrha-like. Bases 3 to 236 code for a protein of 77 amino acids. The record is from RefSeq and is a predicted model, not a curated record. Lineage: Eukaryota; Metazoa; Arthropoda; Insecta; Diptera; Drosophilidae. The transcript is spliced from 2 exons.